This is a messenger RNA of Alternaria rosae, 1758 nucleotides long. Its product is annotated as putative 2-dehydropantoate 2-reductase family protein. Bases 270 to 1514 code for a protein of 414 amino acids. NCBI's taxonomy places the organism in Eukaryota, Fungi, Ascomycota, Dothideomycetes, Pleosporales, Pleosporaceae. Gene Ontology annotation, cellular component: cytoplasm; mitochondrion. Gene Ontology annotation, molecular function: 2-dehydropantoate 2-reductase activity; NADP binding. The record is from RefSeq and is a predicted model, not a curated record. The transcript has a single exon.
UAUCAACACAGCACUAAUUUCAAACUUCAGCUCCUUUUGCCAUCUCCGUCAAACUUACCCAACGGGACUACACCGCUCAAUCAUGUAGACACCUCUCUUCGUUUUCCGUGUCCCCUUCUGCUAGGCUGUGGUGGGGCAGCGGCUAGAAAGCAGGGUCAGCCUCCUAACGUAGGCCGUAAAGCGCAACAUGUACACCCACCAGGAGCACGACCAUCAUCAAAAGCAGGAGCCGUCCUCCUGAAAAUCUCCAAUUCUCGACGCGGGUCAAGAUGGCAAUUUGUCAGCGUCUAAACUCUGCCAUAGGGGUGCCUCGAGCGGGGCACGUUCUUCAAUCCCGGCGUCGUGAAGCUUGCCAUUUCCCAGCAGGCACCUUCAGAAGCUGGCGGUUGGCUUCCGAGGAGCCUGGACACCAUCGCAGCAUAUCAAGCACGAGAGCCUCCCCGCGCAUCCAUGUCCUCGGUCUGGGAAGCAUAGGCACUUUCACAGCUCACUCGCUUGCCGAUAUACCCGCAAGGCCAGCGGUAAACCUACUGCUACAUCGUUCUUCUCUUAUGAAUGAGUACCUACGAACCCGGAAGAGGCUUCUAUUGCAGACGCGCGAGGGCCAACAGAUCGCUCAAACGGGAUAUGGCGUGGAAGUAUUGAACGGAAAAGAAUGGCACACGGUGCAGGAGUUGCGCAUAGUUGGGAAUGCUGAGGCGCUACAGCUACCAGGACCCCCAACUGACGAAAUUAUCAACGAUCUUAUCGUAUGCGUCAAGUCUACGCAGACUGUGGCAGCCCUCCAACCUCUUCUACCUCGACUCUCGCGCACGUCAAACGUUACAUUCCUGCAGAACGGAGCAGGCAUGAUAGAAGACGCAAAUAUGUUCUUGUGGCCUGAUCCUCACACGCGACCAAACUACAUUACGGGUGUGAUCUCGCAUGGUAUCACUUUGAAUGGGCCCUUUAAUGUCACCCACACAGGGCCUGCAGCAACAUCGGUAGGCCCCGUCCCGCGAGAAGACGGCGAUAUAUCACAAACACCUUCCCCUCUCUUGGAAAUCCUACCUCUUGCACCUCGCCUGAACUGUCGGGCUUACCCAUGGCCCACCAUACUCCAGAUACAACUAGAAAAGCUUGCCUGUAACGCUCUUAGCAACCCUAUCUGCGCACUCGAAGAUGCCGUGACCGCAUACAUCCUAAGCAUCCCAGAAACCAACAAGAGGCUCAUGCAAGAGAUCUCGUCUGUCAUCCUCGCUUUACCUGAACUACAGGGCGUAGAAGGAGUGAAGGAAAGGUUUUCAGCGAAAGCCCUGCACGCUACUGUUAUGGAUAUAAUCGAGAAGAACAGAGCGACGACUGUGAGCAUGGUAUGGGAUAUGAGGCAUAGGAGAGAGACGGAGAUUAGAUAUAUCAAUGGGUACUGGGCAAGGCGCGGAAGAGAAGUGGGCGCGAGAACGCCGCUGAACGAUGAGUUGGUAGAAAGGGUACAGGCGAUGACGAAAGACAGACUGCGAGAGACAAGGUCGUGAUGUGACAGUCCGUUGCGUGCUUAGAAAAGCUUUGACAUUGACCAGUUUUCGCAUUUUGCUGCCACGCAGGUGAUGAUGCAUAGUUACUAAGAACGUGUUGGCAAAGUGGUUCUGCUACCAUGGAACUCCCACGAAGCUAAGGAUGCGCCCCACUUUCAGAUGUCUCGACUUCUUCACUCAUAUCGAUCGCGUGUUUGAUGCUAGACAGUUCCAUUGUGGAUUGGUGGUGUUGCGAAGAAUUUCG